Molecule: messenger RNA, 1536 nt
Organism: Ostrea edulis (European flat oyster)
Lineage: Eukaryota; Metazoa; Mollusca; Bivalvia; Ostreida; Ostreidae
Product: neuronal acetylcholine receptor subunit alpha-3-like
Exons: 6
Coding region: 41-1351 (436 amino acids)
Biological process (GO): signal transduction; regulation of membrane potential; chemical synaptic transmission
Cellular component (GO): synapse; neuron projection; membrane
Molecular function (GO): extracellular ligand-gated monoatomic ion channel activity; transmembrane signaling receptor activity; neurotransmitter receptor activity
Source: RefSeq, a predicted model, not a curated record
GACUUACAGCUUCGGAAUUUAGACACGUAACAAACUCGGGAUGAGGAGUGCUUUGUGCGUUAUAGGUAUCCUAUGCGCUCUGAAAGGUUUGCUUGGUGCUUUUACGACCACGCAUGCUACAAACAUACAUACUGCUGUGUUGGGAGCCUCUUACAAUAAUCACGUCAGACCCUCUGACGUAACAAACGUCAGCAUCGAAUUCGUCCUCUUUUCCCUCAAUGAUUUGGACAUAAAGACUCAAGUUAUGUCCACCUCCGGAUGGAUGACAGUCACCUGGGAAGAUUCUCGCUUGACGUGGACAGCUGCUACAUACGGGGACAUAGAGUACAUCUACACGAAGCAAAACAAGAUAUGGGGACCCGAACUUAUCAUCGACAACUCUGUUGCUGGGAUGGACCCGAUAGGCCAUGAUGAUAUAUUCUUCAAAGUCAAAAACACAGGCGAGGUGCGUUGGGACCCCCCAGGACUCUACGUCACACAUUGCGAUAUUGACGUCACCUACUAUCCCUUCGACUACCAACUCUGUAAGAUUGAAGUCACGACUUUCGCCUUCACGACAGAAGUUCUAAACCUGAUCAAAGCCAGGGAUACAGUGAACACGGAGGAUUACAAUAUUAACGGGGAGUGGAUCUUAUACUCCUCACGGGUGGAAGAACGAUUUUUGGAAGAAAAUGGGGAAACAUUUCCCCAAUUGGAAUUUCAGAUUGUUUUUAAGCGGCGACCAGGUUACUACCUGACAAACAUUGUUUACCCUGUAAUACUUAUCUCUCUGUUGACGAACUUAGCGUUCCUAUUGCCAGCGGAUUCCGGGGAGAAGAUAUCCUACAUCUUGACCGUUCUUCUUGCUAUGGCAGUGCUAUUGACCCUCGUGGGAGACAGUAUGCCUACAACGUCAAAACACACCGCAGUAAUAGGUGUAUACAUAUCCAUUAUACUGCUGAUGGCAGCCCUGGGUAUAGUAAUUACCGUCUUCAAUCUUCGCCUGUAUCUCCGCGAAGACCAGUCCGAGACACCGAAAUGGCUGCAGUGCUUAACAUUUACCAUGCUUCUCAAACUAAACUGCAAGAGCAAGAAGGUGAAAAACGCAAGCGGCAACGACCAAGUGGUUUCCAUGGAUGAUGAUUUAGAACUGCAAGACAUCAAUGACGGAAGAAAAUCCCUGAAACCCAUAAUGAACCAGCGACCCCAGUCUCCAGAUGGACAGGGGGAGGUGGGAGAUUUUCCGUUUGAAUGCAAAGAAGUGGCAGUUUUCCUGGACUGUUUUUUCUUUUAUUUGUUUAAUGUUAUUACUUUCAUAGUAACCAUGUCUUUAUUUAUAACCAUGGCUGUAUGUGAUGUCCCUCCAAUCUAAAAUAGAAAUACCACAUCCAAAGUCUCUGACAGUUUGUGGGAAGGAAGGUUGCUGUAUUUAAACAUUUUAGUUCAAGAGUAUUUUUGAGAUUAUAUAGUACUAUGAGUGUAUUUAAUCAAAUACAGUCCGUUUUCAAUUUAUUGUUUGUGCAUAUAUUAUGUAAGAUAAUUAAAAGAAAUUUUAUA